AUGCGUGUUUAUGAAACAUUUAUGAAAAAGCUCAUAUCAAGAAAGAGAAAUUUGAAACAUGAUGAAAACAUCGCUUUGGCAGAAGAGUGUAGAGCAAUCUGCCAAAGGAAGCUUCCACCAAAACUCACUGAUCUAGAAAGAUUUAGUAUUCCUUGUCCAAUUGGUUCACUAACAAUUAAUCAUGAAUUAUGUGACUUAGGAACUAGUAUCAAUCUGAUGCCAUUAUCCAUGAUGAGGAACUUAAAGUGUGGCAAACCAAAGCCAAUACAUAUGACCUUGAUUCUAGUUAAUUGUUCGAUCCCGUAUCCAUAUGGAGUGUUAGAAGAUGUCCUGGUUAGAGUUGAUGGGAUAUUGUUUCCAUCUGAUUAUGUAAUUAUUGACAUGCUUGAGGAUUUGAAAACACCAUUACUAUUAAGAAGAUCGUUCUUAGCAACAGGUAAAGCUCUCAUUGAUGUGGCACUGGGAGAAUCGGUAAUAAUAUUUAACAAAGAAAAUUUUGUCUUCAACAUGUUUGAAGAGUUGAAGCACCACUUGAAAAAUCCUCAGUGCUACCAAGUAAGCAUGGUGAAAGAAAAACCAAAAAAGCUUCAAUGA
This is a messenger RNA of Vicia villosa (hairy vetch), 594 nucleotides long. RefSeq lists its product as uncharacterized. NCBI's taxonomy places the organism in Eukaryota, Viridiplantae, Streptophyta, Magnoliopsida, Fabales, Fabaceae. The transcript has a single exon. The record is from RefSeq and is a predicted model, not a curated record. The coding region runs from base 1 to 594 and encodes 197 amino acids.